Botrytis sinoallii is the source of this 2204-nucleotide messenger RNA. RefSeq lists its product as uncharacterized. Gene Ontology annotation, biological process: positive regulation of transcription by RNA polymerase II; chromatin remodeling; negative regulation of transcription by RNA polymerase II. Gene Ontology annotation, cellular component: negative cofactor 2 complex. The record is from RefSeq and is a predicted model, not a curated record. Lineage: Eukaryota; Fungi; Ascomycota; Leotiomycetes; Helotiales; Sclerotiniaceae. The transcript has 4 exons. Bases 163 to 2082 code for a protein of 639 amino acids. Gene Ontology annotation, molecular function: core promoter sequence-specific DNA binding; TBP-class protein binding; protein heterodimerization activity.
UUUUGACUUCACUUUCUGCUUACAAAUACAGUAUCACGUGUAUAUCAAAAGAAGAUCAUUGCUCUUCAUUGACACCAACCAAAAAAUAAUUCGGAAACUGGCUGGUUCAUCUUUAUCAUUCAUAACUUUUAUUGCGCCUUCUGUUGUCCACUUCCUUUCAAAAUGUCCGACAGGGAAUUUUCAAGCACCAAUUUCCAUUGGCGACUACGAUAUAUCCUUAAAUCCUACGUUAUCAGCAUCAUCAUGCAAAAGUGCGCCCUCCGCCAUAAAACAGAGGUCAGCCUUUCGCCUAAGCAGUCGAAUUCAUCAACUACUUCAAAAGCUUCUUACUUUCGGUGCAAUGAAUCAGAUCAUCACCAUAGUGACUUAAGCUUAACUUGUAUCCCAUUCCCAUCUUCAUAUCAUAGGUCACAUUAUUUGCAUAAGAAACAUCCGUUGUGGGCGAACGGUAUAACCAUUCCUCGACGAACAUCAAGUCUAGCCUUCGAGUCAUCAUUGAAGAACAUGGAGAAAGUGUGUUCGGCUUCGGGGUAUCUUUCGGCUUCACCCGAGACUUCAGAUUCAUCAAGAUCCUCUUCUAGACUUGAUCUCAGUGGCAAGCGUCUCGAAUAUGUGCAGAAAGUGCUGGAAGAUAUCCGAACUUGGCAUAAAGAGGUUUCCAUGUCAAUUUCGAGAUCACAUUCUGCAACUCACCGAAAUUACCACCAGAAGAAUUUUGGCAUAGUUCCGACGCAAGUUCAUAAUCAACAGACCCAUCAUAUGAGCAACGCAGUUAUGGAUUCUCUACAACAUAAUACUUCGUGGACCCAUGUCUCCAACGGGGACUAUACGACUUCUCGAAGGUAUACUUCUAGGUCACUUUGUCCUGAGUCUAAUCGUUCUACACUCUGGAAAAUCGAUCCCAUUCCGUCCAGUAUCUACAAAUCGAAGCGGACAAAAAUUACUGGGAUCAAAAGAAGUCCUAAGCCAGUCCCUAGUCCGAGAACAUCGAGCCUUAGUGCCACCAUGCUCCCAAGACGGAGGAAUGCUAUCCGAGGCCGGAUUCUUCCAAGGCCAGUUUCUAUUGUCUAUCCAACAAUGAAACAGCAUUCGUGUCUACCACAAGUGACAGAGAAUGACCCCUGCAAUCCAGACCUUGAUCGUUGCUUUGGUUCCUAUUCGGAUGGUGAAAGUUCUUUGGCCGAUACUCAAGUUAAUGGUACAAUCGAUGGCAACGAUUCUUCUCCGACAGUCUCUGUACAGAAAAAACUCAUCUUCCACGCACAAGAUCGGCCACAUAAAGAUAUAGGCGGUCAAGAUCACAAGGACGGAAUUCCUCAUGGCGGUACUGUCGUUAGGCUUCCCGCAAGAUAUUCAAGUCUGCAAGCUAGCGAGUCCAUUUUAAAAACGCCUUCUUUACAAGAGAACGAAGAAGAGAAGGCUAGACGGCAUAUUGCAUUUGUACAUUCGGCGUUGCGAAACUUAGUACCAUUUGAGAUCUCGGAUUAUCUCUACAGAGUUUCGCAAUUAUCGGAAACUUGUAAGAAUUCUGGAGAGACUUUCUUAAACAGCUUUUCGGACAUGGCACCGCCAUAUAUCGGGUCUAAUCCCACUUUCGAGUCAUCUAGGACUCUUGGGCAGGAUGGGAAUUCUAAGCCUGGGUUUGGUUUCUCAUUCAAAGGAACCUCAAAUGAACAUCCUCGUCUGCAACCUCCGGAAACAAUCAAUGACCCGGCAACUGUUCAAAAGAUAGUAACCGAAAUUCUUCCUGCUAGUUCAGGUCUAGCCUUUGGCAAAGACGCCCGUGACCUCCUAAUCGAAUGCUGUGUCGAGUUCAUCACGCUCAUCUCGUCCGAAGCGAAUGAAAUUUCCGAAAAGGAAAGCAAGAAAACUAUCGCGUGUGAACAUAUUACCAAGGCCUUGGAACAACUGGGCUUUAGCGAGUAUGUCAAAGAUAUUGUGGAUGUAGCGAGUGAGCACAAGGAACAAUUGAAAGGAAGAGAAAAGAAAGCAAAUAAACUCGAACAAUCGGGUCUUACAGCAGAACAAUUAUUGGCAAUGCAGGAAGAAGCAUUUAGAGAUGCGGCGCAACGUCAUGGUUGAUCUUGUGUUGUUUCUUCUUUUUUCUAGUCUCUUCGCUAAGAUCAGGUUCAAUUUCGAACUGCUAGGGAUGAAUUGGGGAGUUUUUUGGUCUGCAUGCAUGGCUGGUUUGUGGGCGUUUUAGG